Messenger RNA from Phodopus roborovskii (desert hamster), 1888 nucleotides. RefSeq names its product fucosyltransferase 7 (gene Fut7). Gene Ontology annotation, molecular function: alpha-(1->3)-fucosyltransferase activity. The transcript has 2 exons. The record is from RefSeq and is a predicted model, not a curated record. The coding region runs from base 182 to 1204 and encodes 340 amino acids. Gene Ontology annotation, cellular component: membrane. NCBI's taxonomy places the organism in Eukaryota, Metazoa, Chordata, Mammalia, Rodentia, Cricetidae.
CUGAAGGGGUAGGGUGGGGCAGAAGUGGGAAGGUCCCUGGCCUCUCUCACCUUGGGUAGAUGAAACGAAAGCACAAGGGGUUGAGCGGAGGUGCAGCUGUGAUUUCAGGGUGCCUCUACUGGGGAGGCUGCUGUGAUUUGGAAACCCCGUUUCCUUGGGUGACUGUUUCAGAAGGCCGUGGAUGAAUUGGUGCAACCCUACCCGGAGGUUGCGGGCCUGGGGGUGCCUGGCUGGAGGUGGGACACUCAUGGCCCUCUGGCUCCGCUGGCUGCUGCAAUCAGCUCCCAUGGGUGCUCCAGUGCCUCAGCCCACAGUCACCAUCCUUAUCUGGCAUUGGCCUUUCACCAACCAGCCUCCAGAGCUGCCUGGUGACACCUGUACUCACUAUGGCAUGGCUAGCUGCCGCCUGAGUGCCAACCGGAGCUUGCUAGCCAGUGCAGAUGCUGUAGUUUUCCACCACCGCGAGCUGCAGACCUUGAGGUCUCGCCUGCCCCUAGACCAGAGGCCGCAGGGACAGCCUUGGGUCUGGGCCUCCAUGGAAUCGCCCAGCAACACCCAUGGUCUCCAUCACUUCCGAGGCAUCUUCAACUGGGUGCUGAGCUAUAGGCGUGAUUCAGAUAUCUUUGUACCCUAUGGUCGAUUGGAGCCCUACUCUGGACCUACACCCCCACUACCGGCCAAAAGUAAGAUGGCUGCCUGGGUGGUCAGUAAUUUCCAGCAGAGGCAGCAGCGUGCAAGGCUGUACCGGCAGCUGGCCCCGUACCUGCAGGUGGAUGUGUUUGGACGUGCCAAUGGACGGCCACUGUGCGCUAGUUGUCUUCUGUCCACUGUGGCCCGGUACCGCUUCUAUCUGUCCUUUGAGAAUUCACAGCAUCGAGACUACAUCACCGAGAAGUUUUGGCGCAAUGCACUGGCAGCUGGUGCUGUGCCUGUGGUGCUGGGACCUCCUCGGGCCACCUACGAGGCUUUUGUGCCACCAGAUGCCUUUGUACAUGUGGAUGACUUCAGCUCAGCCCGUGAGCUGGCUGUCUUCCUUGUCAGCAUGAAUGAGAGUCGCUAUCAGCGCUUCUUUGCUUGGCGAGACCGGCUCCGUGUGCGGCUCCUGGGUGAUUGGAGGGAACGUUUCUGCACUAUCUGUGCCCGCUACCCUUACUUGCCCCGCAGUCAGGUCUAUGAAGACCUUGAAAGCUGGUUCCAGUCUUGAACUCCUGCUGCUGGGAGAGGCUCUGUGUGUGUGUGUGUGUGUGUGUGUGUGUGUGUGUGUGUGUGUAAGACUGAUGUUGAAACCUAAGUACUAGGCAUCCAGCCUCUUGGGUCACUAUGGGACUAGCCUGAGGCUCAGGUUGAUGAUCAGGAAGCAGGUAUAUGAGUAGAGCAGAGUAGGCAGUAGAAGCCAUCUGGUUGAGGAAGCUGGUGGACUUUAGAGUAGGGAUCUCAGGAAAGAGACAACAGCGUGGAAGGAAUUAGUGAUCAUAUCCUCUUACAAGCUAAUCAAACAGGAAAGGCAGUUGAGUGUCCCCAACUUACCUUGAACGGACCCAUGCUCAAAGCUCAGACUAGACAGGGAGUAUUUCUGUAGCUGGGAACAUCCUAGGCUUUGACUUUUGGGUACAAAACUACAAGUUCCUGAACCCCCACAGAAAAGGCACUCGCCUUAGGGGCGCAGGUGCAUAUUCUAGAACUCUGGGUGCAAACCAUAUGCUGGGUUCAGGUGUGUGUGUGUGUGUGUGUGUGUGUGUGUGUGUGUGUGUGUGUGUGUGUGUAGGGAGGACAGUGUGGCUGAUUCUAAGCUUUUGUCAUUACAGUCCCCUCAGGGAAAGAGUUGCCACUAAUAAAGCCACUGACACAGAUCUCCUGGGUCAGGUCUGUGAGGCAGCAGAGGCUACCA